Molecule: messenger RNA, 560 nt
Organism: Prunus mume (Japanese apricot)
Lineage: Eukaryota; Viridiplantae; Streptophyta; Magnoliopsida; Rosales; Rosaceae
Product: ATP-dependent helicase/nuclease subunit
Source: RefSeq, a predicted model, not a curated record
CCUUAACCCGGUUUACUCACCCACCCGUCCGACUUGACCCAUCCACUUUUACUCUCUUAAAUUCUUAAUUAGUAAAAGGCCGAAAGGCAGGGGCCAACGUCCACCGUCAAAGCGCCGCUUGAAAGUCGAAACUUUCCCGAGAAAAUCAAGGAAAGAAAGCGAGAGAGAAAGAGAAGGAAAAUGGCUGGGAGCUCUAAUACUUGGGCCUAUGCCCGGAUCAUCACCGGAACCAUUCUCGGUGGCGUUCUCGGCUUCUACGUCAUGGACCGCGUCGAGAAAAGCUACAAGGAGAAAGUGAAGGAGAGACUGAGACAGUACGAAAGUGAAUUGAAGAAGAAAGAGAAAUUGAAUGAGUUUGAAGAGUCUAUGUAGACUGUACCCUACCAGUGUUCUAUUUUCUUUUUUCUUCUGCUUGUGGUUGUUGAACACAAAAAUGUUGAAAUUUUGAAUCAUAUGUUUUUGUAUUUGGACUUAGCCAGUACUGGAGUUUGAUUCGAAUGAGAGUGUAUAUUUGAGGAAGAAGAGCCCAACUUUCAAGACCCAUCAAGCCAAUUUGCUUU